AAGGACACAUGGGCACUGGCGUGGAAGUACCUGCUAUUUCUGCUUCUCACGCUAUCCACGUUAAUCCUGGCUUGCAGCUGCCUGCUGUACUACAUCUUCAAGGUGUCUCAGAUUGACCACUUCUCCUGUGAAUUGCACACUGGUGUUGUCCUGAAUCGGAGCGCGUACCCUCCGGUGCCAUGUAAGCUGGUGUCCGUGGGCGUGUUCCAAGUCUUCAGCUGCAUUAAUGUCUUUGUGUACACGAUCCUCCUCGUGCUUGUAGUGAUCCACGCAACAUGCCCAUGUGCCCGGCAGAGGCAGCAAAGGCAGUUGCUAAAACCAUACGAGCGCCUGCCUGCCUUCGUCUGCGCCCAGGGCCUGUCUGACAGCUCUAGCCGCUUUGAUGAUCUCAGCAUCUACCUGCUGUUCCUAGAGGAGAACCCGAGUGAGCUCAAGAGCUUUAAAUAUGUGCAGCAGUUUCUGAAAAACUCAAAGCAGACCAGCACCAAACAACAUGCCAUGGUUAAAGACAUAGAGAUCACACUGUCACAAGGUGGAUAUUUCUGCCCAGUGUUCGAGUUUCGUAGUUCUUUGCGUCUGAAGAGCUAA
Molecule: messenger RNA, 588 nt
Organism: Ictalurus punctatus (channel catfish)
Lineage: Eukaryota; Metazoa; Chordata; Actinopteri; Siluriformes; Ictaluridae
Product: pannexin-1
Exons: 3
Biological process (GO): monoatomic cation transport; positive regulation of interleukin-1 production
Molecular function (GO): channel activity
Source: RefSeq, a predicted model, not a curated record